Ceratina calcarata is the source of this 3887-nucleotide messenger RNA. RefSeq names its product SEC14 domain and spectrin repeat-containing protein 1-B. The record is from RefSeq and is a predicted model, not a curated record. Gene Ontology annotation, molecular function: phosphatidylinositol-4-phosphate binding; phosphatidylinositol-4,5-bisphosphate binding; phosphatidylinositol-3,4-bisphosphate binding. The transcript is spliced from 12 exons. Lineage: Eukaryota; Metazoa; Arthropoda; Insecta; Hymenoptera; Apidae. The annotation marks the transcript as partial.
UAGGCGAAACCAACAGCACUUCCAGCAUCGAACUCGCCAACCAACAGUCCCAUCCAAUGCAUGGUUUGGCUACUUGAAAGGCCUCGGUCGUACAUAAAAACCAGCGAAGUAUUAGACGUUUUUUCUCGUUCGGGUAAGAUUUUCGCGGCACGUACUCACGGCGGAAUACAAAAGAGGCCACGGCGUCGAAGAAAGAGGCUGCGAAUGUGGGAAAAGGAGACGAAGGACCACGAGGAAGGGAAAGGAGAAGGGGUAGACGGUUAAUCGGUGCCAGAGUACCGUUGUACCUGAAUGGAGCAGCGAGAUGGCUUUCGGUUUCCCUGCAGCCUCCGUCGCGGCUGCAGCUCCGUCCUCUCAACCAUAUCUCUUCUCGUACUCGCUUCUCGGAGUACACGUGACCAAGACUGGCUGCACGUGAAAGCGAGCGACAGUUUUUUCUGCUAGAGAAUCGUACCGUGACGUUCGACGGUCCCCGCAUUUCCGCCUGCGAUUCCGCCGCGGGGCGAACCGUUUACGAGACCACGUGUACCUGCACCUGCGACCCGGGCGCAACAGCUGCUAACUCCUUUCCGCGUUCGCGAUUCUGGGUAACACCGUGAUAGUCGCCACAAGUUCCAGUUACUCGAAAAUCAACGAAUUAUUCCACGGUGGUGCUAUUUUUGUGAACAAACAUUCCCAUCACAGUGCUCGUGCUCGGAACCAGUUUUCGAGAUUUUCGGAAUAUUUAAAUCUGACACAAGUGUUCCGUCUUUUUUAAAAUGUUUCGCAAAAGUGUAAAAGUGUAUUGGUGAACAAGUACUUGUAUUUGCUGUUGAAACAUGACUGUUUAGUUGAGCUUAUAAUCGUGAUUUUACGAGGUACACGUCCGGUUACAAAACUGCUCUAAGAUAAACGGUCAUUGUUCUGGUCUGAUAAGCGCCAGUGCAAUAAGUUGAGUUAUGCAAAAAAACUUUAAUUGAAAAUUGAAGUUCAUUAAUCAAAGUAAAAUCCCAGGUUCAUAGUUGUGCAAGAAUGGAAAUUGAUUUAGAAGUGAUAAAUGAAUAACCGAAAUGUGAAUCAUUACUUGAUAAUUGAAAAUAGAAUUGAGAGGUGCAGCAGCGAGUGCAUCAGGGCUCAACUUUCACUGUACUCAGUGUUCCUUUUGAGAUGCAGAUUACUCGAGACGCUCCACUCGAAACGCACUAAUAAUUCCACGAGGCAGUAGAACUUCUGCAUCGAGACAAAACCGCAUUCUAAUUUCCGUUUGAGUGUUCACGGUAUGCGGCGAGGCUGUUUUUACCCAGUCAACGAACCUGAUCGCACGUAACACAAUUCCGUGGAUCAUUUCGCGUGACAACGAUCGUUUAGCCGGUCGAUCCGCUUGGCGUUACGCCGCGUCGCGCCGGUCGUGCGCGACAGCCCGCUCCACUUUCCAUAAAUUAUUGCUAUUCUUGCCGGAAACUCUCUCUCUAUAUGCGCGAUAUUCGAACGGUACUGCGAUGAAGUAGAGUUCAAUCAUGCCCACGAAGAACCUGGAGGCGGUGGAUAUUUUGGAAGCCCUCGAAUCGAAGCUCGCGUAUGUACCAGGGGGACGCGACCGCGAGGGAAGACCCUUGAUUGUCGUCGAUGUUCCUUCGGAACUUCAACCGACUACCAAACCCAGAUUGGAAGUUCUCAUCGCUUAUUUUUUAUCCAUUUUUAGUGAGGAGACGAAGAAAAAUGGAUUGGUGUUAAUCGUGGACGCACGAAGGGGUGCGUGGCGCGUUGCAAGGUCGUGCGUCAGGUUGUCUACGGUACUUCUGGGCUCGUAUGGCGCUUCAGUAGUCGUGGUACGACCAGACGGUUUCUGGGACAAGAGGGUGGAUAGUUGCACAAAAUCUCAUAAAGAAGGAGAACCCCAGUACCUCACUCUGUCGAGGCUUCAGCUUCACGUCGACUACGCUCAACUCCCAUACGAGCUGGGUGGCAACAAACUCUACGAUCACGCCGAAUGGAUACAGAAACACAUUCUGGAUACAACAAAAAGAGUUCAUGAGCUUAUCGAUUCCGUCGAAUUGAAGCAGCUGGACAUCGAGAACUCGUGGUCAGAAAUGGAAAGGAACUUGGAUAUAGCCAGGGUGAUUGGUGACCUCGAGAAAGGUGUGUCGCGUGUCACGGACUGGAUUCUGGGACCAGCCGACGCAAUGUUGAAUUCCUGUUGCCAAGUUGGCUUCGACGUCUCUUCGUCGGAGGAACUUCGUAGGCGCCACGAAGAACUCGAAUUGGAAUGCAGGGAAACUUAUGGUCGCUACGCUGAACUGCUACACAAGAUUGACAGCCUCCCGAGUACGCGUUCGUCCGAAGAUUUGAAAUCUCAGCGAGACUUCAUGGAUUUCGUGUGUCGGAGUUUCGCGAACAGGCUGGAGCGACGACGGAACGUGCUAAUCACUUCGCAGAGAUUCUUCAGGCUCGUUUCCGAGUACUUCGAUAAAACGAGUGAAGUGUUUGACAAAUUGGUGAUGGGUAACAGGACCCACGAUUUUUCUCAAGCCGCGAUUAAUCUUUUGAAAUUACAACAGAGUCAAACCGUUCUAGAAACUUUGGAACGCGAGUUGGUGAAGGAAGGGGAAAAGCUGUCUGACAUUCUGUCGAUGCCCGUGAAAGACGCCCUUGGACGAGACGUGCACGUCGAUUAUGGCGAGGAUAUAGUGAAUGUCAGAGAUAUUUUGGAUGCGACCAAUGCCAGGAAGAACAUCUUCAACGACAGUGUCGAACUGCAGAAGCUGUCUCUGAAACAGAUCUCUUUAAUAUAUACUUACGAGAGCGACGCCGAGCAGGCUGUGAAGUGGUUGAACGACCUGUACGAUGUUCUGUUAAAAAAUCAUAUGGAGAUUGGCUGCAACGCGAUUGAAAUACAAGCGCAGAAAGAGGAACAUCAAACGUUUCAAGAAACUGCUAAGGGGACGUAUGAUUAUGGUUGUCAAUUGGUGAACGGUGCUCGAGUGCUAAGAUUAUCCUGCAGGCUAUCUCUGGAGAGCAACGCGACCCUGUUUUCGAGAUUGCGUCAAGCCUGGAAGCAGCUCCGAUCCGUAGGCCAGGAACAAUUAACCAGGCUAAGGGUUUGCGCUGUUUUCCAUAGGAGUGUCGAUGAUCACUGUUCGCAGCUACGUGAUUUGAUCGAAGCGGUAGCAUCGCUGCGUCGCUCUUUGAAACCGGAAGACGUAACAGCGGAAGCUAGAGCCAAGGCAGAGAUAAGGGACAUCCUAGGGAACCGUGAAAAACUGCUGCUCGAAGUCGGUCGAAUGGUGAGGCUGGGUCGUCUCCUAAGGACGCGGUUGAAGGAACCUCUCUGUCAUCAACGAAUGUCUGAAGCCGAGGAUGCCUCGGGCAAGGGCAGUAACCUGACAGCGGUUGAGGCGAUCUCGGCGAGGCUGGCGGAAGUAACGCGGCUCGCCGAGAAACUGGACGCGAAACUCUGCGAGGCUGGAGCCAGGACUCGACCAGUUACCAUGUCGUCGUCCGCGAUGUCGUCCACAUCCUCUCUAUUUUCAUCGACGAGCGCGCCCGCGACGACCACGACGACUGCGUCCACUCAAAUCCAACCUGUUCCCAGCGAAGCUAGAUCGAUCGCAGCUACCACAAUAGGAGUCACGGCUCCAUUGAUAAGUUCCUCGGUGUCCACGGUGCAGCUUCAACCCAAAUGCGUGUCUACUAUCUUGACCUCGGCCACGGUGUCCAGCGAGAGUGUCGCUACAUCGGAGCCGAUGAUGUCUGACUUGAUCAUCUCGACAGCUGCGACGGUUUCAAAGAAUGUGGAGGAAAAUGUGAAGAUUGAUCGUGAUCUUGAAGUGGAAGUGAAACAGGAUGUUGGUUUGGAUGAGCCUGUGAUGAACGACGAGAAGAAUGAAGACGUCGCGGAGAUGAGCGAG